This is a messenger RNA of Trichomonas vaginalis G3, 1581 nucleotides long. RefSeq names its product protein polyglutamylation. Gene Ontology annotation, biological process: microtubule cytoskeleton organization; protein polyglutamylation. The transcript has a single exon. Gene Ontology annotation, cellular component: cilium. NCBI's taxonomy places the organism in Eukaryota, Parabasalia, Trichomonadida, Trichomonadidae. Gene Ontology annotation, molecular function: tubulin binding; tubulin-glutamic acid ligase activity. The coding region runs from base 1 to 1581 and encodes 526 amino acids. The record is from RefSeq and is a predicted model, not a curated record.
AUGUCAACAGCCGAUGAUAUCAAUAAAGAGCAUAAUGAAGCAGUAACUAAUGAAACAAAACCAAAGACAGAAGAUCCAAUUCAAAAACUCUUCGAUUCGGCUCCUCUUCCAUUUAACUAUGUUAAAAUUCCAAAAGAAGACGAGCCUGCAGUAGAACGUGAAAAAAGAUUGAGUGUUCACGUCAAUAAAGUUAUUACAGAGCUAUCAAAAGAUGCAUUUAUUCAUAGUGGCUUUGAUUUAACAGAAGAUAAGAUUAGGUUCAAUGCAGCAUGGGGUAGACAAUAUCCUGUUAUUCAAUAUUCUAGUUUUGCAGCAUGGCAGAAAAUCAAUCAUUAUUGUGGAGCUACUCUAAUGGGUAGAAAAGACAGACUUACAUCUAGAAUGCAAGAACUUAAGGAAAGAGUUGGAGAAUUUGCUGAUUUUUAUCCUGAAUCUUACUUAAUUCCUUCUCAAGCCAAAGAAUUACAUGAAGUAUGGACAAAAUACCCACUUUGGAUUGUUAAACCUGUUUCCAUGUCUCGUGGACGUGGAAUCUAUCUUCUUUCUUCCCAAAAAUCAGAACCUCCAGUCGAAGAAGCUGUUGUUCAAAGAUAUCUUGAGCAUCCUUUCAUAAUUACAGGUAGAAAGUUUGAUUUGAGAUUCUACGUAUUAGUAACAUCAUCUUCACCAUUAAGGAUCUACAUGCAUGAUAGUGGACUCACAAGAUUCGCUACUCAUAAAUACGAUCCAAAUGCUCCACCAGAAGAUGCUCAUGUUCAUCUUACAAACUUCGCUCUUAAUAAAGAUGAUGAAAGUUUCACUCGCGCUCAAGGAAAUGAUGAAAAAGUUGAAGAUUCGAAAUGGUCGAUUCCAUUUUUCAUUAAUUUCCUUAAAGACAACGGAUACAAUGUUGAUGAGAUCUUCAAAGAUAUUGAGAGAGUUACAAUCUCAACAAUUAUCGCUGGUUUCUGCUCAAUCAGAAAUCAUCAAAAUAAUUAUGUUAAACAUCGUCAAAAUACCUUUGAGUUAUAUGGUAUUGAUGUUAUCCUUGACGAAAACAUGAAGUCUCACGUCUUAGAAAUUAAUAUUUCUCCAGGUAUGAGUGGAACAGAUUCAGUUCUUGAUCAUACCAUCAAAAACCGGCUGAUGCAUGAUACUUUAAGAAUGGCACGCAUCAUUGAUUGUGAUGCAAGCCUCAAGGAUCCAUGCCCUGGAAUCUCCUGCAUUGAAUACGAAUGCAACGCAUCAUUAUCGAAGGAAAGAAUCCGAAAAGUCGAAGGCAGAAGUGUGAAACCAUGUGAUGAUCCUGUUUUCCAUGAUUUAAUGACUGUCAGAGACUUUAUUGACGAAAAGCACAUAGAAAGUGGAUUCAGAAGAGUCUUCCCUAAGAGAAAGACUGUUGACACUUUCAUCCCUUGCUUUGACAGAAUGAAAUAUGAUGACCUUGUUUUCAUUGAUUUCAUCAAAAUGUCGAAAGAAGAAAGACUCAAAGUCGUCCAAAAGAAUUUUGAAAAGUAUCAACAAAAAAUGAGAGAAGUCGUAGAAGAAUCACGCUCAAAACUCUCAACUGAUAAAGCCCCUCCACCACCAGAUCAUCUCUAA